AGAGUGCCGGUGAGAUCAGCUGAUCGAGAGAAGAGAAACAUCCCGGUCCUGGUCCUGGUUCUGGUCCUGGUCCCAGAUGAAGGGGGCCCGUCCGGUGGUGGAAGUGGUCCGGCUGGGUCUGGUCUCGUACCAGGAAGCCCUGCGGUUGCAGCAGGUCUACGUGGACCGGCACCGGUCGGGUCCGGCUCACGUCCUGCUGCUGUGCCAGCACCCGCCGGUCUACACCACGGGGAUCCGCCAGAAGCCCUACCCGCCCCCCCUGCUGGACCGCCUGCGCCUGCUGGGAGCCGAAGUCCACCGAACCAACCGAGGAGGACUCAUCACCUUCCAUGGACCGGGUCAGCUGGUCUGCUACCCGGUCCUGAACCUGGGCGCCUUCAAGAAGAGUGUGCGCUGGUACGUCUCAGAGCUGGAGAGGACGAUCAUCUCGGUGUGCAGCAGGUUCGGCAUCGAGGCGUCGACGUCUCCUCACACCGGAGUCUGGGUGGGAGACAACAAGAUCUGUGCUGUCGGGAUCCACUGCGGACGCUACGUCACGUCUCACGGCGUCGCUCUGAACUGUAACACCGACCUGUCGUGGUUCUCGCACAUCGUGCCCUGCGGCAUUGUGGGUAAAGGAGUGACAUCACUGAGCAGCGAGCUGCGGAGGGACGUCAGCGUGGACGAGGUCGUCCCGACGCUGCUCGACGCUUUCAGCCGUCAGUUUGACUGCUCGCUGACGGACUCACCGACCAAUCACACGACGCCUCCUUAGCCAACGAGCAUCAGAUCUACCUCGUCUUCAUCGUGUGUCGUUAAUGAACGAAGAUGAUGAUGAUGAACGGAUGAAUUAUUGAUAAUAAACUUUAUAUGAAAACAUUAAAACUGUUUGAAGUGAAAUCUAUAAAUA
Molecule: messenger RNA, 889 nt
Organism: Scomber scombrus (Atlantic mackerel)
Lineage: Eukaryota; Metazoa; Chordata; Actinopteri; Scombriformes; Scombridae
Gene: lipt2
Product: lipoyl(octanoyl) transferase 2
Exons: 4
Coding region: 77-754 (225 amino acids)
Biological process (GO): protein lipoylation
Cellular component (GO): mitochondrion
Molecular function (GO): lipoyl(octanoyl) transferase activity
Source: RefSeq, a predicted model, not a curated record